Molecule: messenger RNA, 2399 nt
Organism: Scutellospora calospora
Lineage: Eukaryota; Fungi; Glomeromycota; Glomeromycetes; Diversisporales; Gigasporaceae
Source: the annotation of a GenBank genome assembly
AGAGCGGAUAUGUUGCUUAUGUACCACAGUCAGCUUGGAUCAUGAAUGCUACUCUUCGAGAUAACAUUACUUUUGGACUUCCAUAUGAACCCAAAUUUUAUGAAGAAGUUAUUGACGCUUGCAGUUUGAAGCCUGAUAUAGAAAUUCUACCAGGUGGUGAUUUAACAGAAAUAGGCGAGCGAGGAAUUAAUCUAUCUGGUGGACAAAAAGCUAGAAUCUCACUUGCUCGUGCGGUCUAUGCACGUGCUGAUAUUUAUUUAUUUGACGAUCCUUUAUCUGCUGUCGAUGCUCAUGUUGGAAAACACAUAUUUGAUCAAGUUAUCGGUCCCACUGGACUUCUUCGGACAAAGGCUCGAGUGUUUGUUACUAAUGGAAUACAUUUUCUUUCUCGAACGAAUUCUCUCAUCAUGUUACGGGAUGGAGAAAUUGUUGAACAAGGACAUUUUGAUGAGUUGAUGAAACAAAAGAAAGAAUUAUACAAUUUAAUUAAUGAGUAUGGUCAAGAAACUUCUUUUGAAGAUGUUGAGGAAAUACAAAGUCCGGAAGUGAUAGAAACUUAUGAAGUUGAUGAGGCAAAUAUUGACUUCAAAACUGAAGCAACUGCUCGGAGUCCACGAGAAAGACGAGUAAGCGUUGUGAGUUUACAUCGAAGACCUUCUCUUAUUACUGUUAGUAACAAACAUGACACUGAACAUGGCAAGGACGCUCUCAUCGUAAAUGAAGACAUUAUCAAAGGCAAAGUUGCAUGGAAUGUUUAUAUGACAUAUAUGAAUUCAUGCUCCUUUACUGGAGUAAUAUUUUUUCUGUUCAUGUUGAUUUUAGCUCAGAGCGCUCAAAUUGGUUUGAAUGUAUUUCUUAAGUUCUGGAGUUCUCAACAUGAUACUAGCAAUGCUUUAUUCUAUUUGGCUAUAUAUGGUGCUAUUGGCCUUACAUUUUCUUUUUUGACCGUUGUGCAAACAAUAACACUUUGGGUAUUUUGUGCUAUUCGGUCUCCAAUGUCCUUUUUCGAUACUACUCCUUUAGGUCGCAUUCUAAAUAGGUUUAGCAAAGAUCAAUAUACCAUUGAUGAAGUUCUUCCGCGUACAUUUUCUGGAUAUUUCAGAACCUUCUUUACUGUUUUAGCAACGAUAACCGUCAUUUCGUUUUCCACACCAGCUUUUAUUCUGAUUAUUGUUCCAAUGUCAACUUCCAGAGAAUUAAAAAGAUUGGAUUCUUUGACUAGGUCACCUAUUUAUUCUCAUUUUCAGGAAACUUUGGGAGGUGUCACAACGAUACGUGCUUAUCAACAAUCACAACGUUUUAUCAUUGAAAAUGAGAUUCGGUUGGAUCAAAAUCAAAAGGCUUAUUAUCCAUCUGUAUGUUGUAACAGAUGGUUAGCUGUUCGAUUGGAAUUUUUAGGAUCUUUAAUUAUUUUUAGUGCAUCACUUUUAGCCGUUAUUUCAUCUGUUAUAUUUAAUAAUAUUGAUGAUGGACUUGUUGGCUUAUCAUUAACUUAUGCUCUUAGUGUUACACAAGCUUUGAAUUGGGCAGUUCGGCAGUCCUGUGAAAUAGAGACAAACAUUGUUUCUGUAGAAAGAGUAAAAGAGUAUAUUGACUUACCUAGUGAAGCGCCUGCAGUUAUACCUAAUAAUCGUCCUGCACCUGCAUGGCCUCAAAAUGGACUAAUUGAAUAUCAAAAUUAUUCAACUCGAUAUAGAUCUGGCCUUGAAUUAGUGUUGAAGGGAAUAUCAUUCCUUGUGAAACCAAAAGAAAAAAUUGGAAUAGUAGGAAGAACAGGCGCUGGAAAGUCUAGUUUGACAUUAAGUUUAUUUAGGCUAAUAGAGGCAGCUGGCGGCGCUAUUAUUGUGGACGGUAUGGAUAUAUCAAAAAUCGGGCUAUAUGAUCUUCGUUCACGCAUUACCAUCAUUCCUCAAGAUCCAAUUCUCUUUGAAGGAUCAGUUCUUUUCAACCUUGAUCCAUUCGCGACACACAAUGAUGUUGAGAUUUGGCAAGCACUUCAAAGUGCACAUUUGAAAGAUUUCAUUGCCCAAUUUGAUGAUAAAUUGCAUGCUAAAGUUUUAGAAGGUGGAGAUAAUUUUAGUCAAGGACAAAGACAACUGAUAUGUUUAGCAAGAGCGUUGUUACGGAGGUCACCGGUUAUUGUAUUGGAUGAAGAAACAGACGCUAAGAUACAAAAAACUAUUAGAUCUGAAUUUAAUUGGGCAACACUAUUAUGUAUUGCUCAUAGAUUAAGAACAAUAAUAGACUAUGAUAGGGUCUUAGUUCUUGUAGUGGAAUUUGAUACACCAUAUAACCUACUUCUAAAUGAAAGUAGUGUAUUCCGGCAUUUAUGUGAAGAAAGCAAUGAAUUAGAAUACUUAAUGGACAUUGCUUUAAAAAAAUUCCAAUCCACUAAAUAA